AUGGGAGACCUCCUGGAGUUAUUUACGAAUUUAUUUCCGUCGCGAUAUGUUACUGAACCACAGGCAUGGCAUAUGUUUGUCAGUUAUAUUAUCUGCUCUUGGCUCUGCUGCUGCAUUGUGUUGUUCGCCAACAAAGCACUACCAGCCAUCAGUAAUGCGGGCAUGUUCCUUAUCAUCGCCGGUGUCUUCGUUACCAUUCUUGUUUGCGCCAUCAUGCCCCAUGUGACUGGACGCGGAUAUGCGUCGGACGACUUCGUCUGGAGGGACUGGGAGAAUCAAACAGGCUAUUCUAGCAACGGCUUCAUCUUUGUUGCUGGUAUGCUUAACGGUGCGUACUCCGUCGGCAACCCUGACAUCACCAGCCAUGUUGCAGAGGAGAUCCUCAGACCAAGUCGCAACAUCCCUAAAGCCGUCCUUGCUCAAAUGGCCGUGGGCUUCGUCACCGCCAUAACGUACAUGGUAGCGCUCCUCUAUUCCAUCCACGACCUCCCCGCCGUUCUCGACAACAAAUCCACCUUUCCACUCGCCGAGAUCUACCGACAAGCAACCACCUCCCGCGGCGGCGCCCUCGGCCUCCUCAUCGUCGUCUUCCUGCCCACCUUCAUAACUUGCAUCGGCUGCUACAUCACCGCCGGGCCGCACCCUCUGGACCCUAUCCCGCGACAACGCAACCCCAUUCAGCGGCUGGCUGUCACGCGUCAGCACCACAUUCCACAACCCCUUCAACGCCACGUUUAUCUGCGGUUGCAUCGUGACGGUCAUGGGCUGCAUCUAUAUCGGCUCGUCGACGGCAUUCAGUGCGCUCGUCGGCUCCUUCGUGCAGCUUUCGUCACUGUCAUACACUGCCGCGAUCCUGCCGCACCUCCUGAGCGGGCGAUCCGCGUUCCGGCCGGGCUAUUUCUUCAUGCAUGGCUGUACUACCUUGGGCCUUAG
Histoplasma mississippiense is the source of this 933-nucleotide messenger RNA. RefSeq lists its product with no specific name. Gene Ontology annotation, biological process: transmembrane transport. The transcript is spliced from 4 exons. Gene Ontology annotation, molecular function: transmembrane transporter activity. The coding region runs from base 1 to 933 and encodes 310 amino acids. Gene Ontology annotation, cellular component: membrane. NCBI's taxonomy places the organism in Eukaryota, Fungi, Ascomycota, Eurotiomycetes, Onygenales, Ajellomycetaceae. The record is from RefSeq and is a predicted model, not a curated record.